CACAUCAAUGUCGUUUUGAACAUUUUCUUACAGAACAAGUUAACCUCCAACGAACCCGCUUCAUAUUCUCCUCAUUUCUUGGAACUCCUGUCUCCGUCGAGACAAAGAGAAUGAAACCCCAAAAAACCCAAUAAAAAACCAAAUGAACACCUACAGAAAAGAGCGGAAAUUCAAGAGACUGCCGGAGCCACCGGCGCCGCCGCCAAAGGAUGAGCUUGGCAGUUACAAUUACAAGAUGUUCAACAUUUUCAACAGAAAAUUCAAGAUUACAGAGGCGGAGCCGCCUGAUGACGUAAAAUCCGUGUUCAUUAAGUUUUCCUCCGGUGACCGGCAUAUGAGCUCCGAUCAGUUCAGAAGAUUCUUGGUUUUACAUCAAGAUAUGAUGGAUUGUACGUUGGCUGAUGCUCAAAGGAUUAUGGUUGAUGUGAUUAAUAAGAGACAUCAUAUUACUAAGUAUGCAAGAAAUGGUCUUAAUCUUGAUGAUUUUUUUCAUUUCUUGCUUUUUGAUGAUAUUAAUGGGCCCAUUCUUCCCCAGGUACAUCAUGAUAUGACAGCUCCAUUGGCACACUAUUUCAUAUAUACAGGACAUAAUUCUUACCUGACCGGGAAUCAAUUGAGCAGUGAUUGUAGUGAGGUGCCGAUCAUAAAGGCUUUACAAAGAGGCGUAAGAGUGAUUGAACUAGAUUUAUGGCCAGGUUCUACAAAAGACGAGAUUCUUGUUCUUCAUGGGAGGACCUUGACCACGCCAGUGCCGCUCAUCAAAUGUCUUAAGUCGAUAAGAGACUAUGCUUUUGUCAAUUCUCCGUAUCCAGUCAUCAUAACUUUAGAAGACCACCUCAUGGCAGAACAACAAGCAAAAGUUGCAGAGAUGCUUACGCAAAUAUUUGGAGAAAUGUUGUAUUAUCCUGAAUCAGAUGGUUUAGUACAAUUCCUUUCACCAGAAUCAUUAAAACAUAGAGUUAUGAUUUCAACAAAACCGCCAAAAGAAUACCUUGAAUCCAGUGGUAUUAAUAGUAUCAGGAUGAAGGAAACUCGCUCACCAAAUGCAAGGAAUUCAUCUGACGAAGAAGAAGAACUUCCUGAACCAGAAGGUACUGCUGAUUGUAGGAGUGAUAGUGAUCCAGACGAUGAAGAGUGUGAAAUCAAAUCAAGAAAUGUCGGAUACAAACGUUUAAUUACAAUCCAUGCUGGGAAGCCAAAGGGCGCCUUAAAAGACGCAAUCAAUGUUGCAGCUAAUCAAGUUAGACGCCUUAGUUUGAGCGAACAAGAGCUUGAGAAGGCUGCAGCGACUAAUGGAAUGGAUCUAGUGAGAUUUACGCAAGAGAAUAUCUUGAGAGUUUAUCCUAAAGGUACACGAAUAACAUCCUCGAAUUACAAGCCUCUCAAUGGGUGGAUGCAUGGAGCUCAAAUGAUUGCAUUCAAUAUGCAGGGAUAUGGAAAAUCACUUUGGUUGAUGCACGGGAUGUUUAGGGCUAAUGGAGGGUGUGGUUACUUGAAAAAACCCGACUUUCUCAUGCAGAAAGACCACGACUUGUUCAAUCCUAAGAAAACUUUAUCCGUUAUUAAGACAUUGAAGGUGAAAGUAUAUUUAGGUGAUGGAUGGCGAUUGGACUUUAGCCACACUUACUUUGAUUCAUACUCCCCACCAGAUUUCUAUACAAAGCUUUACAUCGUUGGGGCACCGGCCGAUGCUGCCAUGAGAAAAACGAAAGUAAUCGAGGAUAAUUGGGUUCCUGCUUGGAACGAAGAGUUCGAGUUCCCCUUGACAAUUCCUGAGCUAGCUUUGCUUAGAGUUGAAGUACUAGAAUAUGACAGGUCAGAAAAGGAUGACUUCGGCGGUCAAACAUGUUUGCCUGUGUCGGAACUAAGACCAGGGAUUCGAGCGGUCCCUCUUCACGAUAAAAAAGGCGAGAAGCUCAACAAUGCAAGGCUUCUAGUGAAGUUCGAGUUUUUAUAAAACGCGUCGUUGUGCGUGCUUGUAGAGUAAUAUUAUACACAGCAAUACACUAGUCUUUGUACUUGCAACAUUGACUGGUUUUGCUCUAGAUUAGGUGAUUGACAUAAAUUUGAUGUAUAAAUGAGGCAUUGUAAGUAAUAGUUGUAAAUGAGCUUUUUUUUUUAUGGAACUGACCAGGUUCGGACCCGACCAAUCGAACUUCAGAAUUUUAAAGAUAAUUUUAAGUCCGGCUCAAAUUCGUAACAA
Mercurialis annua (annual mercury) is the source of this 2203-nucleotide messenger RNA. Its product is annotated as phosphoinositide phospholipase C 6-like. NCBI's taxonomy places the organism in Eukaryota, Viridiplantae, Streptophyta, Magnoliopsida, Malpighiales, Euphorbiaceae. The record is from RefSeq and is a predicted model, not a curated record. Bases 143 to 1957 code for a protein of 604 amino acids. The transcript is spliced from 9 exons. Gene Ontology annotation, biological process: phosphatidylinositol-mediated signaling; lipid metabolic process. Gene Ontology annotation, molecular function: phosphatidylinositol-4,5-bisphosphate phospholipase C activity.